Molecule: messenger RNA, 1764 nt
Organism: Labrus bergylta (ballan wrasse)
Lineage: Eukaryota; Metazoa; Chordata; Actinopteri; Labriformes; Labridae
Source: RefSeq, a predicted model, not a curated record
AUGCAGAACUACGAGGAGUCGGUGUCUUUUUUGGGGACAUGGGGCCGGUUCCAGCGGAGGGUCUUCCUCCUGUUCUGUCUCACCUCCAUCCCCAGUGGAUACAACAUCCUGUGUGUCAUGUUCCUCCUGGCGAGUCCCCCGCAUCACUGCCACAUCCCUGUCCACAGCAACCUGAGCCAGGACUGGAUCCAGGCCAUCAUCCCAGUGCAGAUGGAGGCCGGGCAGCCGGAGCGGAGCAGCUGCAGCCGGUAUGAGCUGGACGUGGUGCAGAACCUGUCUGCAUGGGGAUUCACACCCAGCCUGGGUCCAGCCCACAACCUGUCUGUACUGGGAUCCGGUCCAGGGGUCCUCCUCUCAGGCCUUAAACAGGAGAGCUGUAAAGAUGGGUGGACCUACAGCACUGAGUACUAUGAGUCCACAGUGGUCACCGAGUUUAAUCUGGUGUGCGGUGACCAGUGGAAACAGCCUCUGACCUCUCUUGCAUACUUCCUUGGAGGACUGUGUGGAUGCUUAGUCUCUGGACAGAUCUCUGACCGGGUUGGCAGGAAGCCUGUACUCUUCAGUGCCAUUGCCAUGCUUAGUGUCUUCAGCAGUGCAGUGGCCUUCGCUCCAUCCUGGCCUGUCUUCACCUUGCUCUUUUUCAUGAUGGGUGUGGGUCAGAUCGCCAGCUACAUAGCUUUGUUUGUACUUGGUUCAGAGAUCCUGGUUGGUUCAACGAGAGUCCUCUUCUCAGGCCUAGGCUUGCCUGCGGUCUAUGUGUUAGGUAUGAUGUUGCUGCCCGGCACCGCCUACCUGGUCACAAACUGGAGACACUUGUCCCUGAUCAUGACUGUGCCAGGCCUGGCCUGUAUGCCUUUGUGGUGGCUGAUUCCAGAGUCUCCUCGCUGGUUGAUGUCUUGUGGCCGUUUUCAGGAAGCAGAACUCCUGCUAAAGUCAGCCGCUCUGGAGAACCGAGUAGAAGCUCCACAGGUCAUCUUCCUCUCAGCCAAGGUCGAAAAGGAAGAAAGCCAGGAGACAGAGUCGUUAAGUUUCCUGGACCUGCUGAGGACCAGCAACAUCCGAAAUGUAACAUUCAAGCUGUGGCUGAUCUGGUUUUCUUUGAGCGUAAGCUACUUCGGACUCUCAUUCAACCUGUCCAGUCUCUAUGGCAACCCGUUCCUGAACUACUUCCUGUUGUCAGCUGUUGAGCUUCCAGCGUACCUCGUCAGCUGUGUGGCAGCUUGUAGUCUACCUCGCCGCCUGUCCUGUAUCAGCUUCACCCUGCUGGGGGCGCUGGCUCUGCUCCUCAUUCAGAUCACUCUGCACAGUUAUGCAAAUCUCACCCUGACUCUCGUGCUGAUCGGUAAAUUUGGCAUUCUCGCCGGCACGGGGGUGUUGUACAUGUUCACUGGGGAGCUGUUUCCCACAGUCAUCAGGAACACAGCAAUGUCGUCCUGUGCUAUGUUCUCCAGAGUGGGGUCUUCUGUUUCUCCCUACCUGCUGCAGCUGGCUGUGUUCUAUCAGUUCCUGCCGUGGAUCAUUGUGGGUUCUCUGUCGCUGCUCAGUGUCCUGCUCUGCUUCUUCCUGCCUGAGACCUUCAGGCAGCCGCUGACCGACACCAUUGAGCAGAUGCCGACAACACAGCAUUGGCCAUGGGCUUCAACAGCGCCCUCAAAGGAUGAUGGGAAAUCAACUAAAGACCAGACUACUGCACCUGAGAUCAUCUGCACAACUCGCCUAUAAAACUCUAACAAAAAAAAUGUGUGUGUGUGUGUGUGUGUGUGU